Molecule: messenger RNA, 12640 nt
Organism: Amblyraja radiata (thorny skate)
Lineage: Eukaryota; Metazoa; Chordata; Chondrichthyes; Rajiformes; Rajidae
Product: ankyrin-2
Exons: 52
Coding region: 437-12307 (3956 amino acids)
Biological process (GO): signal transduction
Molecular function (GO): protein binding
Source: RefSeq, a predicted model, not a curated record
CAAAUUAGUGUUUGUAAAGUCUGUUGUUUAGUUAGGAUGCUUAAAACUUAGAUAAAGUAUGAGCGAAGGCAAAAUCUGUUACACAGUUACAUCUGCUACACUAUUUUCUCUGGCGGUACUUGAUCUACACUGUAUGGUGCUACAAUGAAACAUCAGUAUGAAUAUGGUAUUUUGCAGUCCAGACCAUCAUUUACAUACAUAGCCUGCAUGUGGAUGUAAAAAUAGCCAGGCAGUGUCUGAAUUGGGAAUGGUUGGAGUUUGCUGCCUGCCAACUGUUAUGGGGUUUAUCGUUUUUUUCAGUGUUGGGUGACCAGUAGUUAGUGUGGGGAGUGGUUUGGACAGCCAGGCAGCUGUAACAACCUGUAUUAUUUGUACUUGUUUGGUGAAUCUAGUGGCUCAAGUCCCUCUCGCGGGUAAUUGUUUAGAGGGGACUGCUAUGGGCAAUGCACCACUCUGCCAUUCUUGUCACACAAACAAAGGUAUUCCAAGCAAUACGAAGUAUCGGAACUUAGACACGUACCCUGACUAUUACACAGAAAUAUGCAAAGAACCCGAGGCACUGUCUGACAGCAAUGCAAGCUUCCUCCGUGCUGCAAGAGCAGGAAACCUUGACAAAGUGCUUGAAUUCCUCAAAGGAGGCAUAGAUAUCAACACAUCGAAUCAGAAUGGCCUCAAUGCAUUGCACCUGGCAGCAAAGGAAGGACAUGUGGAUCUUGUGCAAGAACUUUUGGAGAGAGGUGCAUUGGUUGAUUCAUUAUCAAAGAAAGGAAAUUCGGCCGUGCACAUUGCAUCUCUGGCUGGACAAAUCAAUGUGGUCAGCAUGCUUAUGAAGCAGGGUGCCAACAUCAACUUACAGUCUCAGAAUGGCUUCACACCACUCUAUAUGGCUGCCCAGGAAAAUCACCUUGAUGUUGUCAAGUUCCUGCUGGAAAUUGGAGCUAACCAGAGCACAGCCACUGAGGAUGGGUUCACUCCCCUAGCUGUCGCGCUGCAACAGGGUCACAACCAAGUCGUUGCUAUUUUACUGGAGAAUGACACAAAGGGAAAAGUGCGCUUACCGGCCCUGCAUAUUGCUGCACGGAAAGAUGAUACCAGAUCCGCAGCUUUGCUGUUACAGAAUGACCACAAUGCCGAUGUACAGUCCAAGAUGAUGGUGAAUAGAACCACAGAGAGUGGUUUCACUCCUCUUCACAUUGCUGCCCACUAUGGAAACGUGAAUGUAGCUACUCUGCUGUUAAACCGAGGAGCUGCUGUGGAUUUCACAGCCCGGAAUGGAAUUACUCCUCUACAUGUAGCUUCCAAACGAGGGAAUACUAAUAUGGUGAAACUGUUACUGGAUCGUGGAUCCCAUAUAGAUGCUAAAACAAGGGAUGGGCUGACCCCACUGCACUGUGCAGCCAGGAGUGGACAUGAUGGAGCUGUGGAGAUUCUGCUCGAGAGGGGAGCCCCAAUGCUUGCCAGAACGAAGAAUGGUUUGUCACCCCUCCAUAUGUCUGCCCAAGGAGAUCAUGUGGAAUGUGUCAAGCAUCUGCUGCAGCACAAGGCACCUGUUGAUGAUGUUACGCUUGACUAUCUCACUGCAUUGCACGUGGCUGCUCACUGUGGUCACUACAGGGUCACCAAGCUCCUCCUGGACAAGAGAGCCAAUCCCAAUGCCCGGGCACUGAAUGGCUUUACCCCACUGCACAUUGCAUGUAAGAAAAACCGUGUUAAAGUCAUGGAACUUCUUGUGAAGUACGGGGCCUCAAUCCAAGCCAUAACAGAGUCUGGCCUUACACCAAUACAUGUGGCUGCCUUCAUGGGCCACUUGAAUAUUGUCCUCCUUUUGCUGCAGAAUGGAGCAUCUCCAGAUGUGUCUAACAUUCGUGGUGAAACGGCCCUGCACAUGGCGGCACGAGCUGGACAGGUGGAAGUAGUGCGCUGCCUACUGCGCAAUGGAGCCCAGGUGGAUGCUAAAGCCAGGGAGGAUCAAACUCCUUUACACAUUGCCUCAAGGCUGGGUAAAACUGAAAUAGUGCAACUGCUGCUGCAGCACAUGGCGUUUCCAGAUGCGUGCACCACCAAUGGCUACACCCCUCUGCACAUUUCUGCAAGGGAGGGUCAGGAGGAUGUGGCUUCCAUUUUGCUUGAGGCAGGUGCUUCACACUCAUUGGGCACAAAGAAGGGAUUUACCCCACUACAUGUCGCAGCUAAGUACGGAAGCCUAGAUGUGGCAAAACUCCUUCUGCAGCGCUCAGCUUCUCCAGACUCUGCUGGCAAGAACGGCCUAACCCCUCUCCACGUUGCUGCUCAUUAUGACAACCAGAAGGUGGCAUUAUUGCUGCUGGAGAAAGGUGCCUCUCCUCAUUCCUCCGCAAAGAAUGGCUACACACCUCUGCACAUUGCUGCUAAGAAGAAUCAGAUGGAAAUUGCUACAACCUUACUGGAAUAUGGAGCGGAGACUAAUGCAUUAACAAAGCAGGGGGUUACUCCGCUUCACCUGGCAUCACAGGAGGGACACGUGGAAAUGGUUACAUGUCUGAUGGAUAAAAAUGCCAAUGUCAGUGUGGCAACAAAGAGCGGACUGUCGGCAUUGCACAUGGCAGCUCAGGAAGACAGGGUUAAUGUUGCAGAAAUCCUUGUAAAACAAGGUGCAAAUCUUGACGCACAGACCAAGGUGGGCUAUACUCCACUGAUUGUGGCGUGUCACUAUGGAAACAUCAAGAUGGUGAAUUUUCUCCUGCAACAUGGUUCCAAUGUCAAUUCCAAAACCAAGAAUGGAUACACACCUUUGCACCAGGCAGCACAGCAGGGCCACACUCACAUCAUCAAUGUCCUCCUUCAACAUGGAGCCAGAGCCAAUGCCAUUACUGCAAACGGCAACACUGCCUUGGCAAUUGCAAGACGCCUUGGAUACAUCUCUGUGGUUGAUACUCUGAAGGUUGUCACUGAAGAGGUCACUACCACUACAACUACUGUAACUGAAAAACAUAAGCUGAAUGUCCCUGAGACAAUGACUGAGAUCCUGGAUGUGUCAGAUGAGGAAGGAGAUGACACAAUGACAGGUGAUGGAGGAGAGUACCUUAGACCAGAGGACCUAAAAGAGCUUGGAGAUGAUUCUCUUCCCAGCAGUCACUAUCUGGACAAUAUGAUGUACAGAGGAUUAGGACGUCUUGGAGAGCGCUCAGACAGUGCUGUAAACAGCCUGCGAUCCUUCAGUUCAGACAGGUCCAACACACCAAGCCAUGGUCCGUACUACAGAGACAGUGCCAUGAUUGAAGAGUUAAUCACAGCUACAAGUAACCAGGUAGCUCUGGCUAAGUGCCCAGAGAAGGACUCCACACAUCGCUUAAAUUGGGAAACGGAGAACUUGGACAAUGUGGCACUCUCUUGCAGCCCAAUACAUUCAGGCUACUGGAGCAAGAUGGUGCAAGACAUAGGAACCUUACAGCCAGCAGGCUAUUCUUCUCCAGUCGCUGACGGUGAAUCAAGCUUUCUGGUUAGUUUCAUGGUGGAUGCUCGGGGAGGAUCUAUGCGAGGCUGUCGCCAUAACGGACUUCGCAUUAUCAUUCCCCCUCGGAAAUGCACAGCUCCAACCCGUGUCACUUGCCGCCUGGUUAAACGUCACAGACUGGCCACAAUGCCUCCUAUGGUGGAAGGAGAGGGUCAUGCCAGCAGGUUAAUUGAAGUUGGACCAUCAGGUGCUCAGUUCCUUGGUAAACUGCAUCUUCCUAAUUCUCCUCCCCCUCUAAAUGAGGGAGAAAGCUUGGUUAGCCGAAUCCUGCAGCUUGGGCCAUCAGGAACCAAAUUCCUUGGGCCUGUGAUUGUGGAGAUUCCACAUUUUGCAGCCGUACGUGGGAAGGAACGAGAGCUGGUGGUGCUGCGCAGUGAAACUGGAGAGACGUGGAAGGAGCAUCAGUGUGAAUAUACUGAGGAAGAGCUGAAUGAAAUAUUGAAUGGGAUGGAUGAAGUACUUGAUAGUCCAGAGGAACUUGACAGAAAACGUAUUUGCCGUAUCGUUACCAGGGACUUCCCACAAUACUUUGCAGUAGUGUCCAGGGUCAGACAGGACAGUAACCUGAUUGGACCAGAAGGAGGUGUGCUGAGCAGCACUGUGGUGCCACAGGUUCAAGCUGUCUUCCCUGAAGGAGCUUUAACCAAGAGGAUUCGAGUUGGACUCCAGGCCCAACCCAUGCAUGUUGAAUUAGUCAAGAAAAUCCUGGGCAAUAAGGCGACUUUUAGUCCAAUAGUCACCCUUGAGCCGAGAAGAAGGAAAUUCCAUAAACCUAUCACGAUGACAAUUCCCAUUCCAAAGUCUUCUACUGACGGAUUAAUGAAUGGUUAUGGUGGAGACACCCCAACUCUCAGGUUACUUUGCAGUAUAACAGGCGGAACAACACCAGCACAAUGGGAAGAUAUAACUGGAACAACUCCGUUGUCAUUUGUCAAUGAAUGUGUUUCUUUCACAACAAAUGUGUCUGCUAGGUUCUGGCUCAUAGACUGUCGGCAGAUCCAAGAAUCUGUGAACUUUGCCACACAAGUGUACAGAGAAAUUAUCUGUGUACCAUACAUGGCCAAAUUUGUAGUUUUUGCCAAAUCACUUGAUCCAAUUGAGGCACGUUUGAGAUGCUUCUGCAUGACAGAUGACAAGGUGGACAAAACAUUGGAACAGCAGGAAAAUUUCACAGAAGUUGCUAGGAGCAGAGAUGUUGAGGUAUUGGAAGGCAAGCCAAUUUAUGCUGACUGUUUUGGCAACCUUGUGCCUCUUACAAAGAGUGGACAGCACCACCUAUUCAGUUUCUAUGCUUUUAAAGAAAAUAGACUUGCAUUGUUUGUCAAGGUACGAGAUACAACUCAGGAACCUUGUGGAAGAUUAUCCUUCAUAAAAGAACCAAAGUCAGCAAGAGGUCUUAUACAACAUCCUAUUUGCAACCUAAAUAUCACGCUACCCCUAUACAACAAGGAGUCAGAUUCAGAUCAGGAGCAAGAGGAAGAGGUGACUGGAAGUCAAGAUAAAUAUGAAGAGGAGGAGACUGAAUCUGCAGAGAUUUCUUCAGCCAUAAAAUCCCAUCUUGUCCAUGAUGUCCCUGUGCUGGCCAGCCCAGACUUGCUUUCAGAUGUAUCUGACAUGAAACAAGACUUGAUCAAGGUCACUAAGAUCUUAAAAACAUCAGGAAGUAAAGGAAGCCCUAUAGAGGUGAAAGAAUUAGCAAAAGGGGCUGAAGAUGAACCAGGUGAGCCUUUUGAAAUUGUAGGGAAAGUGAAAGAAGACUUGGAAAAAGUGAGUGAGAUUUUAAGAAGCGGAACAUACACGGGUGACGAAUCUCUACAAGAGGCCUUUGGUGAAGAACUCGAAGAAAGCUGGGUAAUUAUCAGCGACGAAGAAAUUGAUGAAGUCAAACGAGAAGUACCAGCAGAGGUCACUGAAUCUUUGUUUGUGGAGCACAGAAUUGACAGAGGGCCCCGAGAAAAGGUUGUGAAAGAUAUGAAUGGAAUGUUGGGCUAUUUAGAAAAUGACCUGGACACAUAUUUAAAGGAAGUAGCAACAGGACCUCCAGCCACUUGUCAAAUGAAUAUCGUCCAAGAAAGUUUUGAAGCAACAUUCAUUGCCAAAGAUAUUAAAAAAGGAACUGAUCAGAUGAUUUACAAACCUUCAAGAUCUGAGGAGCUCAGUGAACAAGAGGAAUCGCACAAAGCAAAAGACCAAAGUAAACUUGAUAUGGGAAAGACAAAGCCAGUGUUUCAGAGAUUCAAGGCAGAAAAUACCGCAGUGUAUUUUAAGGAUCCUGCAUUUCAAUCCCAAACUAAAGAAUCAACGAUGGAGCUUAAAAAAGUACAGCAGAAUAUUUACACUGAAUCUGAUUCCACCAAGGAAGAAACAACAUUAGUGCCUCCAACCAUUGCAGAAUCUACCUCACCUGUGGUAGAAGAAACUCCCAUUGGUUCAAUAAAAGAGAAAGUCAAAGCUCUCCAGAAGCGUGUGGAAGCAGAGAAAGGGCAACGAAAACAAGUAAAAUCAGCAGUAAAGGAAGAGAUUUGCAUAUCAGUUACUAAACGAGUAUCAUGCACAGAGGCUCCUACUUCCGCUGUUACAGAAAGGCUUGAAGAAACAAUGUCAGUGCGUGAACUGAUGAAAGCAUUUCAGUCAGGACAAGAUCCAUCCAAGAAGAUGACUCGACUCUUCCAACAUGCAUCUGAUGCUUCACAAGCAGAAAAGCAAACUUUAGAAGAAUUAACAAAACCAGAAGUGUCUCAUGAUGUACUUAUAGAAGCAAAAGCAGAUGAUGUAGGAAAGUUCAAGCCACAAGGGCUUUCACAGGAUACAUUGCGUAUAGAUCAGAAUGGAAUAGCUGCAAUUAGUUCAGUAACACAAGGCACGAGGGAAAUUAGUAGAGAAAGGAAAAGAAUACCAUCAAGCAAAGAUAAGAAGGUACUCACAAUUGAAAGAGGUGAUGCAAGUUCUGAAACAUCAGAAAACUUUGAGUCUGUUUUUGCCGAAGAUCAUGAAAAGCAAACUGAGAUACACAGCAGCAGAAUAACUGUGACUAGCGAUUUACAGAUCAGUCCAGACAGGAAGACAUCCACUGAUUUCACUGAUGUCAUUAAAGAGGAAUUAGAAGAUAACGACAAAUAUCAACAAUUUAGGAAAACUUCAGAUACUCCAGAUGCUGAACUUUACCUUGAACAGGUAGUGACAAGCCCAGUUCACCAUCACCUGAACAUUAGUUUUCCACCACAGUAUGUGAAAGAUGGAUUUACACCAGAUGUAGCAUUACAAAAUGGUGCCCUUGAUGACAGUUCAGAAAGCCUAAAGCAUGAAGGCAUUGCUGACUCUCCGAGCUUUAGCUUGGGUGAUGGUACUCCUCAAAUCAGCUCAGAGGAGAGCUAUAAACAUGAAGGUCUUGCAGAAACUCCUGAGACAAGCCCUGAAAGUCUCUCCCUUUCACCAAAGAAAAAUGAUCAGGAAACGUCAGAAAAGCAAGAUGCUGGAGAUCCUGUCAAAAUAGACAACGAGGACCAAAGUUUUCAGAAAAGCACACCUUCUGCACAGUAUGAAAAUGUAAUCUCAACUGAAGACAUUUCUGGCUUAAAGGUAACAAAGGAAUAUUUAGAUGCCACUGAUGCAGAACUAACUGCAGAUUCUGGUUGUGUUGAUUAUGAUGAAUUGCAAUUGACAGAAAUAACUCAAGCCACAUCUCUCGUAGAUGAAGUGGAUGAGCAGAGCACAAGUGAAUCUGUCUCUGCCCUUAAAGCUACAGAUGAUACCAGUGAAAAAGAUGCUUUUAUGCAGGAAGAAUCAGAAUCUUUGUUCCUUCAUGAUGGGCAUGAUGAUUCUUUGGAGAGUGGAUUCAAAGGCAAGGAUAGAAGCAUUUGUGUUUCAAUGUCGGAUGGAAAACCAGGAGCGUUAUUAGCCCCAGAUACUGCAGUGAAGGAAACUGACCAAAAAAAUGCUUCACCAGUUGUAACUUCCAUUUCACCAGAGGCCACACCAAGAAGUCAACUAUUGGAAUUGUGUCUCACCGGAGUUUCGCUUGAUACUGAUAAUCUUAGUCCAAUGGCAGAUGAAUCUUUGAUCAGCCAUAAGGAUUCUCUGGAGGGUAGUCCCACACAGGAUGAUAUUGAUACAACUUCACACAAAUCCCCAGAUUCACUGGAGCCAAGCCCAUUAAAAGAAUCUCCAUGUCCAGAUUCUCUCGAAAGUAGCCCAGUGGAGCAUAGGUUAAGUACAGCAAUUUCCAUGGCACUGAAGAGUGAAAAAGUGGCUUCUAUCGUGAUCACUGAGAAAAAAAGUGACAAAACUGAUAUUUCUUUGGAUUCUACAUCAGCCAGGAGUAGAAUUCUCAGGGAAAUGCGAGGAGAAGGACCCAUAAGCAGAGAAGCAAGGAAACUUAUGUCACCUGAUGGGAGCACAGAGGAAGAUAGUUUGGACCAAGUGUCUCAAAUGGAAAGUUCAGGAAAGAGCCCUCUUUCACCUGAAACUCCGAGCUCUGAGGAGAUCAGUUAUGAAGUCACACCUAAAACACCUGACACGCAUAUACUCUCAGUUGCUGACAAGCCAAUUGUGAUUCCAGAAAUCCAAGAGGAAAUUGAUGAUGAUUCCCCUCCAGACAGUGAAUCAAAGAAAAGAUUUACACCAGAAGAGGAGAUGUUCAAAAUGGCAGCCAAGAUCAAAACGUUUGAUGAACUAGAGGAGGAUGCUAGAUUAAAACGUGAUAGUAAAAAGGAGCAGAAGCAUUCUGAUAUGUCGUCAACCCCUGCUAUAUCCAAUGUAGAAGAUGCAGAAGUUAUAGUUAUAUCUCAUGCCGAGCAUAGAAUGAGCUCCUCUUCUUCAGAAAGUGAGCCAGAACUAACUCAACUAAGCAAAGAGGCUGAAAGUGGACUGCUCAUGGAACCAGUUAUUCGAGUUAACCCUCCAUCUCCACUCCUCCCUGUUUCUAGUCCUGAGGAUGCAGAAUUUCCUCUCAUACCGGACAAAAACUACACCUUUAAGAUAAUAGAUCACGAGAAAGAAUCAAGUGAACCAACAGGUGAUAGUGGCAUAACAGUAGAAAACAGAAGCGUGGACAAAGAUUGCGGUGUUUCAAUUGAUUCACAGGUUUCUGAAGCAGUGCCUUGUGACAAUGUUGAAACUCAUCAUUCCUCUGCAGUUCAUUCUUGUACAGCCACUGGUGAGUCUAUUGAAGAGCCAGUUUCUUCAGAAGCACCAGCUUUUGUGCCUGAGCUGCAAGAGGAAGAUAUUCUUACUGAGGAAGAUGUACAGCGUCUUGAGCAAGCUGCAGAAAAGCGAGAUGAACUGUGGGUCGAUAGCAGAUCUGAAGAAUAUCAAGCAAAAGCACAUGACCAGAGGCAUGAGGGCCAGGAUGGAAUGAUAGAAAAAUCUUCAUCACCUGUAAUUGACUGUGUGGAAUAUAAAGCAGCUCCUGCUGACGAAUCUGCAUUAAGUGACAUGCGUUCAAAUAAAGCAGCUGAGGAACAGCGUAGCGAAAUAAUAAUAACUGAAACAAAGCCGGAGCUUGAUGCUUGGAAUACAAUCAGAGAAGAUGAUGACGUAUUUGCAGCUCGUCUUAUAGAGGAAGAGCAGAAAAUAUUUGGCCUAAUGGUUGACAGACAAUCUCGUGGUACAACUCCUGAUACCACACCAGCAAGAACUCCGAUUGAGGAUGGUACACCAACCAAUGAACAAAACCCAUUCCUAUUUCAAGAGGGAAAAUUGUUUGAAAUGACCAGAAGUGGUGCCAUUGAUAUGAGCAAAAGGAGCUAUGGAGAUGACGGCUUCCAUUUUUUCCAAAUUGGAGAAGACCAGGAUGCUGAGGCUUUAAUUGAAGUGUCAAAAAUGGAAGGAAGUGAGGAUGAGGUGAAGCCUCUUGAAACUGAGUGCGUGACUGAUGGAGUACUCAACCUUUCUCAGACUGAGAUUCAAUCUGGUUCAAUGUCAGAUUCACCACCCACUAUUGAUGCAGCUCUUCAAUCCCCUAUUGAGUUUAGUUGCACUGAUGAACAAAUAGCCACAAAAAAUGAGCAAAAAUCGAGAAUUCCAAUCAAAAUGGGCAUUUCUGCAUCUGCCAAAUCUUCAAAAAAAGACACUGCAGCGCCUGAAGUGGCUGAAGUAAAACCUUUCAUCUUAGAUGAUGAAGUAGAUAUUGUUGCUCCCAAGUCAUCUGCGAAUAAUGUCCAGUUGGACUUUUCUACAGUGACCAUAUCUUCACAACAGGCUGAUAGGAGUGACGAUGAUUCAUCAGACUCAUCACCUGAAGAGCAACGUUCAGUUAUUGAAAUUCCUACUGCAAUUAUUCAACAAACCUAUCAGACAGAGGCAAAAUCAAAGUUACCUGUCAGACAUACUGCAGUUGUAACUGCAAUUCCUCGUGUACCAACUGCACCCAUAGAUAAGGCAUCUUCAUCUUCUGCCAGUGUUCAGGAAGGAUCUACAGAUGAUGUAGUAAAAUCAAAAUCUAGAAUUCCUGUUAAGGCCGUUGCACACAGAAUAGACCACCAUUCGUCACCAAUGUUACCAGAUAUGAAAAAGACUUCAGAGACCAUUAAAAUCCAUGAGGUUAAAUCUAGGUUGCCAGUAAGACAGGAACCACGGAGCAAGUCUGAGUCAGAUGCCAGUAAUUCUGCUGAGAUGAGAAGUAAACUUCUUAAUAAGGGGAAGAGCUGUGAUACCGAACCUGAUGCAAAAGAACCUGUGUCCCAAUUUUUCAUUGGAUCAGAAACAUCUGAAAGUAAUAAACCAAAAUCAUUCCAAUCAAGACUUCCAGUGAAGACCAAAUCUAGUUAUAGUUCACAAGCUGCUACUGGUUAUACUAAGGGCAGCAAAGAUAAAUUUUUUGAACUUUAUAAACAUUCAAUUGAAUUUUUUGAAGAAAUAAGUGAUGAGGCUUCAAAGUUGGUGGAUCGUUUGACAGAGGAAGAGCGAGAACAUGAAGUGUUAUCAGAUGAUGAUAGCAGUGCUGUAGAUAGUUCUAUUAUAGAAACUGAGCAGCCCAGUGAAGUACACCAGCCUCUUCCAGAAGACCUGUUUGAUGUGAGGCCAAUCUGGGACGAAUCUGUUGAAACCCAAAUUGAAAGAAUUCCUGAAGAAAAUGGCCAUGAUCAUUUUGAAGCCGUGGAUGCUCAGGAGGACUCUGAAAGAGCUGAGCAACGACUCUAUCUUAUUGCCGACCACCUUGGUUUCAGCUGGACAGAGCUGGCCAGAGAACUGGACUUCAGUGAGGAACAGAUUCAUCAGAUCAGAAUUGAAAAUCCUAAUUCAUUAGUGGAUCAGAGUCAGGCACUCUUGAAAUAUUGGAUGGAAAGGGAUGGCAACUGUGCCUCAGAUGAAAAACUAAUGCAGAUAUUGAACAAAAUCAAUCGAAUGGAUAUUAUCAACCUACUAGAAACCACACAAACUUCACCCAGUAGAGACCAUAUUUCCCGAACCUAUGCAGAGAUUGAGCAGACAAUGGCUCUAGAUCACAGUGAAGGUUUCUCUGCACUUUCUGAUGAUCUGUGCAGUCCAAAGAUCACACGACUGGGACACCAAAUUUCAAAAGAGCAUUCCAGCCCAAGAGCACGACAUGGAGAGGGAGCACAACCCCCUCUUGUGUUGGAGGAAGAUAGCUCCAUCAGUUGUGGAAAGCCUCAGGAAGCCAGCCCACAGGCUAGGACAAAAUCCAGGGACCAAGAGCUAUCCAUCUCGGAACUCUUAAGACAAGCUCAGAAUGAGAUCAAAACUGAAGCCCAAAAUACAUCACUUCAAAAGGAAAAAUCUAUAAUGAAGGAUCAAGAAUCUGCAUUUUCUGGUGAAGACACUGAGUUCUCUAAAGGAAAGUCCAAGGAACUAGACAAAUGUGAUGUCCACGAUGAAGAAGAGGCAGAUGAGGGGAGUACAGAACUAGUCACCCUGAGAAUAGACGAACAAAGUCCAAUUAUACAGGAGGCUGGUGAAGGCUUACAAGCUGUCCAGGCAGCUGGUGCCACUAUAGUGGAAACAACCGAUGAACAGCCAGAGAACAUUAAGAGAUCUUUUGAGGAGGAAUCGCUAGAAAAGGAGAUAGUGGAAGAGCUGGGGGAACGGGAGAGCAGUUCUGAUGAGGAGACUGUAACCACCAGGGUCAUCCGUCGACGGGUGAUCAUUCAGGCCGAUGAUAUGCCCGAUAUGCAACCGGAGUCGGUCACAGAAGAACAAUAUACGGAUGAGCAUGGAAAUACUAUUGUGAAAAAGAUUACCAGGAAGAUUAUUAGGCGCUUAGUUUCACCUGACGGCACUGAAAAGGAGGAAGUAAUAAUGCAAGGAGCAGAGCAAGAACCAAUUGGAAUUGAAAAUGGUGACAGAUAUUCGAAAGUUUUAAAGCGGACUGUACUAAAAAGUGACAGUGAGCAGACAGAGAUGACAUUUACAGAACCACAAGCGGCCUCUGGAUCUGAAUUCCAGUCAGAGCACGUUGAGGGUCGGAGAGUCAGUCGGGUCGUCAAAACAACAGUGGUCCAUGGAGACAGAAUGGAGAAGCAUCUUGGAGACCCCAAGCUGGCCUCCGACCUUCCAACAGCCAAAGAUGAUUUUAACAUGGCUCUUAGUUUCGCAGGGAACCAAGGAAAGGUUCACAUUCCAAAUGUAGUGCAGAGAGAGAUUGUAAAAGAGGAUGGAUCUGUAAUUAAAAGGGUAACCAUGAGUAAAGCCAGCACACAGAAGAGGACUGUGGUGGAGGAUCGGGAAGGGAAACAUAUUCAUGAAGAACAGCUAGAGGAUGUGCCUGAAGCACUUCAGAAAGAUGACCUGAAAUUCGACCUACAGCAACUUCUCGGUCGCUUUUGCAGUGAGGACUGGAAACAGGAAAAAACCUAAAUAGCUCAAGUUGCGCAUUACCUGUUAUGUUACCACUGCACAGUUUGCUCACAUGAAGAAAUUGCAUAUUGUUAUUUCCAUCUAAAAUCGCUGGCAUAGCUGUGUGGAAAGCAUAGAUCUGAAUUAGCCUUUUAUCGUAAGUAAAUUUGUGACCAAAGAUGGCAUCCAAAUCUCGGAUGACUAAUACUGUUUGAACAUUAGAUCUUCCUGAUAUGCCAGUUUUAGGAACAUGCAAACUCUGGCAACAAUGUCAAAAUCCAGAAAAUACUUCAGCCACAGGCCUCUUCCCAUUUUCUGUCGCAGAAGGACUUUCUAAAAUAAAUGUGUAAAUAG